Cebus imitator (Panamanian white-faced capuchin) is the source of this 3539-nucleotide messenger RNA. It is a transcript of the gene BEST3, whose product is annotated as bestrophin 3. Bases 229 to 2190 code for a protein of 653 amino acids. The transcript is spliced from 10 exons. NCBI's taxonomy places the organism in Eukaryota, Metazoa, Chordata, Mammalia, Primates, Cebidae. The record is from RefSeq and is a predicted model, not a curated record. Gene Ontology annotation, molecular function: chloride channel activity.
AUAAACAGGCCUCCACAAGUGGAAAAACACUUAACCCCUGUACUUGUCACACUCUGGGUCCUCUCAGUGGCCAGAGAACAGAAAGAAAAUCUGACUGUGGAUGGGCAAAGGGUGACACCGGGAGCACAGCACCAGCCUGAAGGCGCCUCUUCAGGGGGAGCCCGAAAUUUGAAGAUUAUCUUUCCUGGUGGAGACUCCAAACCAAAUAAAUAGAAAAAAAUAUCCAAGAUGACUGUCACUUACUCCAGUAAAGUAGCAAAUGCAACUUUUUUUGGAUUUCAUAGGUUACUCUUCAAGUGGAGAGGCAGCAUCUACAAACUACUGUACAGGGAAUUUAUUGUCUUUGCUGUUCUUUACACAGCAAUAAGUUUGGUGUACAGAUUGUUACUUACAGGAGCCCAAAAACAUUACUUUGAAAAAUUAUCAAUUUACUGUGACAGAUAUGCUGAACAAAUUCCAGUAACCUUUGUGCUUGGGUUUUAUGUUACUCUGGUAGUGAACCGAUGGUGGAACCAGUUUGUGAAUCUGCCCUGGCCAGACAGGCUGAUGUUCCUCAUCUCCAGCAGUGUUCACGGAAGGGACGAGCACGGGCGCCUGCUGAGAAGGACGCUGAUGCGCUAUGUCAAUCUCACCUCCCUGCUCAUCUUCCGCUCGGUGAGCACUGCUGUGUACAAAAGGUUUCCCACAAUGGACCACGUGGUUGAAGCAGGUUUUAUGACAGCAGAUGAAAGGAAAUUAUUCAACCACCUCAAAUCUCCUCAUCUGAAAUAUUGGGUUCCAUUCAUCUGGUUUGGAAAUCUUGCAACUAAAGCCCGGAAUGAAGGUAGAAUCAGAGACAGUGUUGAUCUGCAAUCAUUGAUGACUGAAAUGAAUCGAUUCCGCUCUUGGUGCAGCCUCUUAUUCGGUUAUGACUGGGUUGGGAUUCCACUGGUUUACACCCAGGUUGUCACUCUUGCUGUCUAUACCUUCUUCUUUACGUGCCUGAUUGGACGCCAGUUUUUGGAUCCCACCAAAGGCUACGCAGGGCAUGACUUGGAUCUUUACAUUCCAAUCUUCACCCUCCUACAAUUCUUCUUCUAUGCAGGAUGGCUCAAGGUAGCUGAGCAGCUUAUCAACCCUUUUGGAGAAGAUGACGAUGAUUUUGAAACUAAUUGGUGCAUUGACAGAAAUUUGCAGCUUCUGCUGUCAUAUUGGGAAUCGUGGCUAUCAGAGAAAGGAGAUGAACAUUGUGUGUUGGCAAUGAGAUCUUCCAUGGAAGCAUUUAGAAGAAAUGUUAUUAGGCUGUCUGGGUCCGAUUUUCCUGAUGAGGAGUGGCUGUGGGAUUAUGAGAAGCAUGGCCAUCGGCAUUCCGUGAUAAGAAGAGUCAAGCGGUUCCUGAGUGCCCACGAACACCCCUCCAGCCCCAGAAGAAGAAGCUAUGGGAGGCAGACGAGUGACAGUUCCAUGUUCUUACCCCGAGAUGACCUCAGUCCAGCCAGCGAUCUACUGGAUGUGCCCUCAAGAAAUCCCCACAGGACCUCACCCACCUGGAAGAAAUCCUACUUCCCAGAAGGAAGCCCCACGCUGCACUCCAGCAUAGGAGAGCUGUCCACCAUCAGGGAGACCAGCCAGACAAGCACUUUACAGAGCCUGACCCCACAGUCCAGUGUGAGAACCUCCCCCAUCAAAAUGCCCACAGUGCCUGAGGUAUUGGUCACAGCUGCCGAAGCAAUAGAGUCCACAUCAGACGGCUACCACCAUGACUCCGCUACAUCCAUCUUGAGCUCUGAGUUUACAGGGGUUGAGCCAAGCAAGACUGAGCAGCAGCAGGGCCCAGUGAGAUCCAUCCUGUCCCCUUUAGAGAAGGGGACACCUCCUAGAGGCCCCAGUCCCCAGACUGUUUCAGCCAGCACUGAGGGAAACAUAUUCAAGUGUGAAGGAGACCCUGGUGAUACCUUUCUAAAAAGGUGGAGCCUUCUGGAAUUCCUGGAGUCCAGCCACACCUCCCUGGGAAACCUAAGUCCAGACCCCACGAGCUCUCAGCCAGCUCUUUUAGUUGACACAGAAACAUCCUCAGAGAUCAGUGGGAUCAACAUUGUGGCGGGCUCUCGAGUCUCUCCUGAUAUGCUGUAUUUAAUGGAAAACCUGGACACCAAGGAAACAGAUAUCAUAGAGCUGAACAACAAGGAAACUGAGGAACCACCCAAAUGAGUGUCACAGAGUUCUAGGACCUGGUUCUAGCCUAGAUUCUUAUCUCCACAAAAGCAGCAUUAAUCCCAGGACAUACCUGAAGGCUGGUCAACGUUUCUAAAACAUGAUCAUACUGUAUAAGCUACUGAGAACUUUGAAGGGCAUUAUGAUCCUGACUUUUCAAGAACUGCAAAAAAUCAAACACAUUCGCGUCAUCCAUCACAACAUGGCUUUCAUCAGAAGUUACACAAACCACAAUGACUUAAUCAAAUAAGUCUUAACCAAAUAAGGAAUCUGGAAAAUAUACAUGACUUAUAAAUUCAUAGAUUAUUAGCUGUGAAAGAGUCUCAUAGACCAUAGUCCAAUCCCCUAGACCUAAAGGUCCAGACACACAGGAUUCUCUAUUUCUCUUCUUUUUCUUUUUCUUUAGCCAUAAAGAAAGGAGAUGGAUAAAAAAAAAAAAAGAAGAAAAAAAGAAAGAAAGAAAGGAGAUGCAUCACAUAAAUCACAUAAUGGCUGAAACACCCCCUCCUUCCUUUUUUGUUUGAGGCUUUCUAACCUUCUCAUUCCUACUCUCUAUAACUAUUAUUAUCAUUAUCAUUUCCCAAUUUUUAAGCUUUAUCAGCACCAGAACAUUUCAUUCUCUUCAAUUUCCUUUUCUACUUUUCUUUCUUUCCCCUUUAUUCUGUCAUCCAUUUUUUCUUUUCCCUUCUAUCUGGUUGUGCUUCUUUUCUAGUGACUCUAAUCUGUCCCAUUUUUCAGGUUAGAAUAUUUCUUCUUGCCAAAUCUGUUGCUUGCAUCUUGCCAUGAAUUUCAAAAUAUAAGACACUGGCAAAGCCUCCUACAGAAUCAUCAAAGUGUCAACAAAGCCAACCUGAUACCCUUCCAGCCUCACUUCCCGUGGAAGGCAUAUAGGAGUGAUGGUUCUCCCCAUGCCCUUCCAGCCACUGCCAUUUCUUUCUGCUUCCACUCUUUGGUCUUGGGCACUGAGAAAAAGGAAGCCAAGAGAAUGUGAAACUUACAUAGCCAAAUGCUAUGGAACCAAUGAAUAAGAUGGCUCGCACCUGUUUAACUCGAACUCUUAUGCAAAAAUCCCAAUCAUGUUGCAACAUGGGACCAGUUACUGUGUCUAUCAGGUCAUUUGGGAAUGAGAUAGGAUACUGGAGCUGGGUGGCUAAUGGGGUACAGGGCUGCAUAAUGGGGAUCAGAUGUUGGCUAAGUCCUCCCAGGGAGCUCACGGGACAGCUGUUUGUCAUGGGCUCCCAAGUGCCUGGAGGGCCAUGCCUUAGGAUUGCUGCCCUUACCAUUUGUCAUAUGAUGACACUUAACUACAUAUGGCUUUAGAAAUAAAAGAACCCUCAUAACCACCA